AUGUCUACCGCUCGAUUUCAGGAUUACCUUGAGUCAUGGAGAUUACACCUCGAAAGAACCCCAUUCAUCGUCCUCUUCCUAGUCUUGGGGACUUUGGCAUUCGCAUACUGGAAUCGCAAGGUCCGUCUCGCCAUUCUUCCAUUCCAACCCACUAACACUAGACAGACCGCCACAUCCAGACAUGAGUCUUCAUCCUCAGGACAAGCAUCGGGGUCGAUGCGCGGAUACCCCCCCAUCACCCCCCUCCCCAACUUCACCUGGCAAACAACCAACCCACUGGUCUUCCGUCCCUUCAAGCCAAAAUACCACUUGACGAUGGCCCUCUCGAACCUGUCCGUCUCAGAGCUCAUCCCCAUGGACAAGACGUACAAAGAGCGGAUGGCGCUUCGCGCCGCUCUACUAGCGCAGUACCGCGACGUCGUGCUCGGCGUGCACGACGAAGACGAUCCGCGGAUUCGGCGCGCAGUGGCGGAAUUGUAUACGUUCAUCCUGGGGACGUAUCUGCCCACGCGGUAUCCGAGCAUGUUUUCUCUGUCUGCGUCGGCGGACAAGAAUAAUCGUACAAGGUCAGUGGAGAACAAGGUAACGGGCAAGACGUGCCCGGUGGAGAUGGACGCGGGGCAGCCCGUCAUCAAGGGCCUAGAGAUCCUGGGCCAGACCGUCGACGAGGAUUUUCUCGUCCUCUUGCCGGAGAAGACCGAGACGGACACGGGGAAAGGGAAAGAAAACGAGGAGAGGUAUUUCCUGGCGGCGUACACCACGUACUUCCCGUCUGGGUUCGACACCCGCGCGAAACUCGGGCUGCGGCUCGCUGCGAUCCAUGACCCGGUGCCUGGGUACCAGGAAAAGCUGGAGCGGAGCAUGGACCGGUUCUUUGCGAGGGUGGAGGUGGGGAGGUUCGUGUCGAGGGUGAACUGGAGUGUCACGACGGAGACGGGGCUGUUUGCGGCGUUUGGGGGCGUGCAUGGCUCGGCGGCUGGAGGGGGGCAGAUUGAACCGGGGAUGUUGGAUGUGGAUUCGACGGUUCUCCGGUGUGAGCGGCAGACGCUGCAUCGGCUGCCUCGGAGCAAGGCGCUCGUCUUUGCGUUCCAUACGUAUACGUAUCCUCUGCGAUCGAUCAAGGAGGAAGGGCUGGGCGAGGAGCUGGCCACGGCGAUCGAUGGGUUGAAGGCGGGCAAUGUGCCCGGGAUGCAUUGGUACAAACGGGGUUCUGUAUGGGGCGAGGCCGUCAAGCACUUUCUACGUAGUUGA
Aspergillus thermomutatus is the source of this 1251-nucleotide messenger RNA. Its product is annotated as heme-dependent oxidative N-demethylase family protein. The record is from RefSeq and is a predicted model, not a curated record. The coding region runs from base 1 to 1251 and encodes 416 amino acids. The transcript is spliced from 3 exons. NCBI's taxonomy places the organism in Eukaryota, Fungi, Ascomycota, Eurotiomycetes, Eurotiales, Aspergillaceae.